Equus quagga is the source of this 1153-nucleotide messenger RNA. RefSeq names its product PYM homolog 1, exon junction complex associated factor (gene PYM1). Gene Ontology annotation, cellular component: exon-exon junction complex; cytoplasm. NCBI's taxonomy places the organism in Eukaryota, Metazoa, Chordata, Mammalia, Perissodactyla, Equidae. The record is from RefSeq and is a predicted model, not a curated record. Gene Ontology annotation, biological process: exon-exon junction complex disassembly. Bases 108 to 719 code for a protein of 203 amino acids. Gene Ontology annotation, molecular function: RNA binding. The transcript is spliced from 3 exons.
CCCUUUAAGACUAAAAUGGUGGCCUGCUACGAUCUGGACUCCACUUCCGGUGGGGAGGGGGGCGGGACCCCAGCCCGCUCACGCCGGAAGUGGUUUGCGUUUUCAAGAUGGCGACUCCCUAUGUAACUGACGAGACCGGCGGCAAGUACAUCGCCUCAACACAGCGACCUGACGGGACCUGGCGCAAGCAGCGGAGGGUGAAAGAAGGCUAUGUGCCCCAGGAGGAGGUCCCAGUGUAUGAGAACAAGUACGUGAAGUUUUUCAAGAGUAAACCAGAACUGCCCCCGGGGCUGAGCCCCGAGGCCACUGUGCCUGUCACCCCAUCCAGACCUGAAGGUGGUGAACCAGGUCUCUCCAAGACAGCCAAACGCAACCUGAAGCGGAAGGAGAAAAGGCGGCAGCAGCAAGAGAAAGGGGAGGCAGAGGCCUUGAGCCGGACUCUCGAUAAGGUGUCCCUGGGAGAGACAGCCCAAGUCCCCAGUGCUCCACAGGGCUCCCGGGCAGCCCCUACAGCUGCCUCUGACCAGCCUGACUCCACUGCCACCACCGAAAAGGCCAAGAAGAUAAAGAAUCUAAAGAAGAAGCUUCGGCAGGUGGAAGAGCUGCAGCAACGGAUCCAGGCUGGGGAAAUCAGCCAGCCCAGCAAAGAGCAGUUGGAGAAGCUAGCAAGGAGGAGAGCGCUGGAGGAGGAGCUGGAGGACUUGGAGCUAGGCCUGUGAGGCCUUUGGGGAAUAGGGAAUGGACUGCAGGACAAACCAUGGGGCUCUCUGGGGUCCUGGGGAAUGUGGGCAGCAGCAGUCAGGAGGGGUACCCCUCCAUCCUGGCUCACUUCCACCUCUCGUGGCCCAACUCUGUGCUCCAGAGCCUAGCCUCUCCCUCAUUCCUUCCCUGUUUUUCCCAACUCCUAUUUUUUGGACUUUUCCCCCUCCCGUUCCCAGUGUUCAGAGUCUCAGUGACUACCCCAGGUACUUUUGCUGCUGAUUUGGGUGUCUCGUUUAAAAGAAGACCACAUGGGUGGAAAUCCGUUGGAGAACUGAGCUUGAGGGUCGGGGAGUACGCCCAAGUCUCGGAGUCUGGGUUCCUGCUCACAGUGUUUAAGGGUUAUUGCCCCCUCCAUCCCUCACCUCCCUUCUUUUUUUUUUUUUUUUUUUUU